Molecule: messenger RNA, 1500 nt
Organism: Symbiodinium natans
Lineage: Eukaryota; Dinophyceae; Suessiales; Symbiodiniaceae
Source: the annotation of a GenBank genome assembly
AUGCCGUACGGGGAGUAUUUGCCGCGGCGGUUCCUAGAGACACCGCGUCUGGGCACGAUCAACCUCCAUCCUUCACUGCUACCGCGAUGGCGAGGUGCUUCGCCAGUGCAACGCUGCUUGGUGGCCGGAGACACUGAGACCGGCAUCACGAUUUUGUACACGGUGGCGAAAAUGGAUGCUGGGCCCAUCAUCGCACAAGAGCGGAUGGCGCUCGACGGCUCUGAGACCUCUCCUGAGCUCUUAGACCAACUCUUCAAGUGGGGGGCCGACCUGCUCGUGGAGGAGGUGCUGCCAAAGGUGCUUGGCGGAGAGGUCACAAUGGAAACCGCAGCCGUGCAAGAUGAAAGCUUGGUGGAAAAGGCACCACUCAUCUCGAAGAACGAAGGCAAGUUAUGGCCGCACAACGAGACAGCUCUCCAAAUGCGAGACAAGGUGCGGGGUUUUGCAGGAUGGCCUGGCACAACCCUUGCACUCGCCUGCUCCGGCUCCAAAGCUGCGCCUCAAGGCGUUAGGGUCAAAGUGGCAGGUGCAGAAGUAGUUCCCUUUUCCACUUUUCCGGGCUCGAUCAGCCCCGACACGCCAUUGGAGGAGCUCCUCUUUAUGCCUGCUGUGGACGGCUCCGACCCUGCUGUCGGCAUCCGGCCGGCAGCUGACCCGGAGAAUGUGUUGCUGCUGAGAUCUUUCCAACUACCUGGCAAGCAGGAGGUUCCGGCCAAGACCUUCCGAAAAGGAUACAUGACGUUUCAGCCAGCCAGGUGGCUGUCGCCGGAGGAGGAAUCAACGAUGGUAUCAGCAACAGGAGUUCUCAAAAAGCAGAAGAAGAUGCGAAGGCGUGCCACGGACAACCGAAUCAAGAUGCGCGAAUUCCAAGACAUUUUUUCCAUUGACUCUCUUUCUGCCGCCAUGAUGUUUAAUUUCUUUCGGACCAGUGGCGUGGAGCCCUGUGGACACCUAGCUGCGGCAGAAGCAGCCAUUCAACGCAAGCAACUGCACCUUGAGAUAUCGGAGAUCCUUCCGGGCUCCUUGUACCUGGGUGCUGCCAACGCCGCACUGGGUCUGGCGAAGGAGGCCAACGCGCUUGGCAUCACCCAUGUGUUGAAUGUUUCGGACCUUUAUGCACUCGCUCCUGGCAAGCAUGGCAAGCUGGUGGUUGAGUGGGUUCCCAUGGCAGACGACGGAUUCGAUGAUGUCUUCGGACCGGAGCAAACGGCGGAAGACUUUGAGGCGGCCAGGAAGGAAAAUCCCAAGUGCCGCCCUUCGGGUGCCUACUGGCGAUGUAAAGACUUCUUGGAGGCUGCCUUCAAGGACCCCUCCUCAUGUGUUUUGGUGCAUUGUGCUCUCGGGGUCAAUCGCUCCGCGACCAUUGUAUUGGCAUGGCUUAUGGAAACCAGGCAAUGGAGCCUGACACAAGCUCUUCAGCACGUACAGCAACGCAGACCCAUUGUACAUCCUGCGGACACGCUGAAGGCCCGCAAUUUGCGAGGUUUGUGCACAUGCUGA